Molecule: messenger RNA, 5466 nt
Organism: Loxodonta africana (African savanna elephant)
Lineage: Eukaryota; Metazoa; Chordata; Mammalia; Proboscidea; Elephantidae
Gene: SEPTIN4
Product: septin 4
Exons: 14
Coding region: 1533-4520 (995 amino acids)
Biological process (GO): regulation of exocytosis; cytoskeleton-dependent cytokinesis; intracellular protein localization
Cellular component (GO): septin ring; sperm annulus; synaptic vesicle
Molecular function (GO): GTP binding; GTPase activity; molecular adaptor activity
Source: RefSeq, a predicted model, not a curated record
AACAUUUCUGCUAAAAAUCACCCUUUAUGUUUAUUGUACUGAAAUUGAAUACUAAUAAAAGAUAUUUUCCCCAACAUUAUGAGAAUAUAAACAAAACUGAGCUAAUUUAAUCCAGCUUAGAAAAGUCACAGCCAGUGGCCUUAAUGUUACAUGUUGAUAGGGAAAUUCAAACUGCCUCUUAACUUACAAUGAAAAAUAUAAUCUUCCUAGAAAAACAAGUAAAUAAGCAUUAUAUAUUGUCUUAUGACUAAAAGUUACAUAUUGACAAACUAUCAUUUAAAGUAGAAUCUCAUAAGAAAGCUUUGUGUAAGUCAGCUAGUCUCAUGAUAAGAUAGCAAAUAAGUAUAAAUCAACAAAAACCAACUUCACUUCAACCUGGUUUUAUACUUAAUGUCUUCAAGAUACCUGACUUGUAAAUACUCUCCAGCAUUUAUCCUUUUUUAUAAAACAAGCUAUAAUGGCAGUUUUUAUAUUCUAAAGACUUGUGUCAGUAGCUCAAAGUUUCUCAAUUUCUUGAACUUUCUGGUUUCACCUUUACAUUUCUAAUCAAGGCGGAGCUUAAAGAGUUGGGAAACAAUCUGACCAUCCUAUAACUGCGAUGACCCUUUAGAAUCAAUAGUGAAAUGUUGGAUAUGGCAGGGAUUAUGUUGGAAAGGAAGAGAAAAGAACGUGUAAAAGGGAGAGAAAGGUGACAGGGCCUCUUUCUUACCCAAAAUGGCCAUCCAAGUUGGAAAGUUACUUUUCACAGUGGAGAGAACCAAAGUCCAACUGAUUGGCUACCUGAGAGGAUUGUGAAAAAGGACCCUAAUAUUUAUUGUGUGACACCCAUGUACUAGGUAAUGGUUUGCAGGCUCAGAAAGGCCAGAUAACUAGUCCAAGGUGCACAGCUAGUCGUUUAUGACUGAAAUCAGUAACUGUCUAAUGCCAAAUCCCUUCUACAACAUUAUACUCUCUCCUGGUUCAGGAAGUACGGGAACUUGGGAUUUGAGCAACCUGGAUUUUUACCCCAGGGUCAACCAAAACCUGGAAAAGGCUGGAGCUCUAUGUUUUGACUUGCAUAAAGUGCAAUAUCAAAAAAAAUUGGGACUAGUUAGUACCUUGUACCUUAUUAAAACUAGGGCUUAAUGUAGGAUGAUUGGUUUGGGUAGCCUUGCCUUAAUAGGACCUUUUGGCUGAUUCCUUCUCUGAAUGAGUCCCUGAGAAGUCCUAGAAUCUGGGGAGAGUAAGGAAGGGUCUGGAACCUUCUCUAUACACCAGGAAAUCACAGUUUUGCUAAGAAGUUGGCCCAAGGCUUGGUGGUGUCAACUCCAAAGACAAAUCCACACCUUCCUUUCAGGCAUUGCCUGAGAUUCUUUGUAGGAUUGUGGCUGGAGGCCAGGAUGUUCUAAUAGGAAGCUCCUUCCUUUAUGACAUCACCAGACAGAGAGGUAGUUAAGGGGACUAUCUGAGACAUUCUUAGAACAGCAGCUCUUAAAACUGAGGGUAAAUAUUCAGGCAUCAUUAGGACCCUGAAUACAAGUCAGCCAAGAAAUAUGGGAUCUACCCAGAGGGGCACAGUCUAUCAGGUGGUCAAGACAAAUAAAGUUGGGUCCAAAGUAGCAGUGUCAGCACAUAAAGGGACUGAGGUUAGUUACACAACCCCUCACCGGGGACAUGGGUAUGUUGUUGCCUCAAGCCAGCGAGGUGCUGCUGUAUCCGUGAGCUCUCCUUCCCAUCGAAAGUCAGAAGCUGCACAGUCCUGCACAUCAGACUACCCUCGACCUUUCUCCCCCCAGUCAGGGCCUAGCCUCUCCUCCCCUCGGGGCACCGAGACCCGGCCAAGAUCAGAAGCAUCCCGCCAAACCUCUCCUCACCGAAAGAGCCAGCAAACUCAGAUGGCGGCGGCAGCUUCCCACAGUGUUUCCAUACAGCGGAAUGUUAGUUCACCUAGGGAGGAAGCAACACGAAAAAGUACGUCUCUUGCAGGGCGUGAGAACAGCUAUCGUUCCUCAUUACCUGCAGGUGCCAGAGCCACUCGCAGGUUGAGUUUUCUAGACCAGAAGGAUAACUUAGAAGGCUUACAAGAGCAAGAACCACCCUCCAAGGUCCAGAACCCACAAGGAGUCAGAAUUCCCCGUAAGAUUUCGGUUCAUCCAAAGGAUGAAGCAGUUCAAACUGACCCCAUCCGGAGGACUUUGACUGCUGCUGAUAUCAGAUCUCCAAGGAGACCCGCUAGCCCAGAACACAGCAGCAGCCGGUCUGCAGAGCCUCGAACAGCCCAGAGAAGGAUCCCUGGCCAAGAGCCUGAAGUGGGUCCUCGCAGCUCAAUUUAUUCAGAAGCCAAGGCCUUGAAUAGGAAUGCAAACUUGGAAUCAUCCCUCAAAUUUUCUAUUCUUAGAGAUUUGGAUAGUGGGCACCGAGUUUCUAUGCGUACAGACCCUGAGUCGGCCCACAAGUAUUCUGUCUAUGCCGAACCCAAGACAUCCACAAAGGUCAUAAUGUCAUCGGGGGUGGAGUCCAACAUGAGGUCCUCAACCAGAGGAGACAGCGAGUCCGGCCGCAGGGUCACCAUCUCAUCAGGGGGACAAUCAGUACAGACAACUCAACGUGCAACAGUUCGAGCAGCACCUGAGAGCUCCCACAAAUCUUCCAUCUUUGUGAAUCCAGAGCCUGUCUAUAAGCAGCACAUCCAAAGACCCCCAGAACCUGUCCACACAUCCGCAGGACCUGCUCGAAAACCCUCUGUCCACGUGGAAUUGGAACUGACCCCUCGGCCCUUACCCCCGCGAUCCUUACCUAGGUAUGGGCCUGACUCCUCAUGGUGGGCCUUACUCAAUCCUGAACUCGAAAUGCCCCAAAGCCGACCAACAACACCUGAUUUUGAGCCUAAGUCCCCUGUCCCCCUAGACUCUUUUUUGUCCUUUUUUGAAAUGGACUCAAGUCCUGUCUGUGAGGAUCUGAUGUUCCAGAGAGAGAAUGCAAGUCCAUCACCACCAUCAGCAUCACCGCCACCAGCAAAGGAGUCUCCAAACCGGGCACCAUUGAGAGAAGUGCCGCAGGCCCCCAAGCACACUUCCAAACAACCCAUUCAAAGGUUUAGUGCUUUCUUCUUGGAUGUCUCUGAGGAAAUGUACAAUCGUGUCAUCUGGUGGCUAAAAGAUGAGGAGAUCAAGCGCUUCCUGGAGGAAACAGAUGAUACAGAACUGACCAAGUUCGUGAAGGAUUUCCCAGGGAGCGAGAGCUGCCGCCCACCAGAGGCCAAAACCUGGGUGCCCAGGCCUCAAAUCCCGGAGCCAAGGCCCCAGGCUCCAGACCUCUGCGAUGAUGACCUGGACUUCAGAGCCCCCUCAUGGUCCCAGCCCUCUGACAGCCACCAGCACUUCUGUGCCCCAGCCCCCCUCAGCCCCUCAGCCAGGCCCCGCAGCCCGUGGGGCAAGCUCGAUCCCUAUGACUCCUCUGAGGAUGACAAGGAGUAUGUGGGCUUUGCGACCCUCCCCAACCAGGUCCACCGAAAGUCUGUGAAGAAAGGCUUUGACUUUACCCUCAUGGUGGCAGGAGAGUCUGGCCUGGGUAAAUCCACCCUUGUCAAUAGCCUCUUCCUCACUGAUCUGUACCAGGACCGGAAGCUCCUGAGUGCUGAAGAGCGGAUCAUGCAAACUGUGGAGAUCACCAAGCAUGCAGUGGACAUAGAAGAAAAGGGCGUGAGGCUGCGGCUAACCAUUGUGGACACACCAGGUUUUGGGGAUGCAGUCAACAACACAGAGUGCUGGAAGCCUGUGGCAGAAUACAUCGACCAGCAGUUUGAGCAGUAUUUCCGAGAUGAGAGCGGCCUGAACCGCAAGAACAUCCAAGACAACAGGGUGCACUGCUGCCUGUACUUCAUCUCGCCCUUCGGCCACGGGCUCCGGCCACUGGACGUUGAAUUCAUGAAGGCCUUGCAUCAGCGGGUCAACAUCGUGCCUAUCUUGGCUAAGGCAGACACACUGACACCUCCUGAAGUGGAAUACAAGAAACGCAAAAUCCGGGAGGAGAUUGAGCACUUUGGAAUCAAGAUCUACCAGUUCCCAGACUGUGACUCGGAUGAGGAUGAGGACUUCAAAUUGCAGGACCAAGCCCUAAAGGAAAGCAUCCCAUUUGCUGUAAUUGGCAGUAAUACUGUGGUAGAGGCCAGAGGGCGGCGAGUUCGGGGCCGGCUCUACCCCUGGGGCAUCGUGGAAGUGGAAAACCCAGGGCACUGCGACUUUGUGAAGCUGAGGACAAUGCUGGUGCGUACCCACAUGCAGGACCUGAAGGAUGUGACACGGGAGACACACUAUGAGAACUACCGGGCACAGUGCAUCCAGAGCAUGACCCGCAUGGUGGUGAAGGAACGGAAUCGCAACAAACUGACUCGAGAGAGUGGUACUGACUUCCCCAUCCCUGCUGGCCCACUAGGGACAGAUCCAGAAACUGAGAAGCUGAUACGAGAGAAAGAUGAGGAGCUGCGGCGGAUGCAGGAGAUGCUACACAAAAUCCAAAGACAGAUGAAGGAGACCUAUUAGCUGGCUUUCAGCCCUGGAUGUUUAAAUCUCCUCCUCUUUCUCCUGCCCAUGCCGGACCUUCCCAGCACCAGCUCUGCUCAGGCCCCUGCAGCUACUGCCACUUCGCCUUACAUCCCUGCUGCCUCCCCAGAGACUCAGAGGAAAUAAAGUUUAACAAAUCUAUAGGUGGCUUCUGGUGUCCCUUUCUGUAUCUUUAUCACCUCCUGGAGACCAAAAAGAUCUUAGGACUCAGUUUUGAAAGUCUGCUGGAGGAAGGUGCUAGUUUCUGGAUUUUAUUAGGGAAGGGAGAAAGGGGAAAACUUUGCCAUCACUGCUUAGAAUCCAGCCUAUCUCCUCCAUCUUAAUGGCCAUCCAUCCUUCCUCUGGUGAGCCCCUGGGUGAUGCAAACGGUAAAGUGCCCAACUACUAGCCUAAAAGUUGGUAGUUCCAACCCACCCAGAGGCACCCAGAAGACAGGCCUGCUUCGAAAAGGUCACAGCCUUGAAAACCCUAUAGAGCACAGUUUUACUCCACAACACAUGGGGUUGCCAUGAGUCAGAAUCAACUCCCGGGCAACUAACAACCACCUUCCUCUAGCCUGAGACUCUUUCCACAUACAGUAACUUCAAUUCUGUAGCAGCCCCUUGGUUUUGGAUAUGAUGUCUCCCUUUGGGAAAACACAGGGUAAUAACUGCAUGCAGCCUCCUGACUUCCUAUUUCUUCUGAUUUUGGGAAAGGGACAUGUGGAAUUAAGCCUUGGAUAGAAUAUUCAACAACCCCUGAAGCCCCUGUAAUCACCAAACACUAUAGUGAGUGCUGGGAAUGAGUUAAGUACAAUCAUUGUCCUGGAAGAGGUCUGUAACAAAUAUUUAUUAAAUAUCUACUUGGUUGCAGGCAUUGUUCUAGACCCUGGAGUUAAAGCAGUGAACACAGGCAAGGUUCCUGUUUUCGUGGAUCUGACUGUAGU